This is a messenger RNA of Dreissena polymorpha, 460 nucleotides long. RefSeq lists its product as uncharacterized. Lineage: Eukaryota; Metazoa; Mollusca; Bivalvia; Myida; Dreissenidae. The record is from RefSeq and is a predicted model, not a curated record. Gene Ontology annotation, cellular component: extracellular region. The transcript is spliced from 2 exons. Bases 49 to 324 code for a protein of 91 amino acids.
AAGUUGUACAAUUUUACUUAAAAUAUCGUUGUUUUGUUGUUAUUCACCAUGACGACCAUCUUUGUAACUGUGGUUUUGAUGCUUCUUACCGGCUGGUUAUCUGACGUGAAUGGGAUACAAAAACGCAGCCCGUAUGACAAUUGUAUGAACAUUCAGUGCGGGUGGCCUAAAUGUCCUGAUGGAGCUACUCCGGUAACCAGGCCCGGCGCCUGCUGUCCAGACUGCCCCGAGCCAUGCGAUGGCAUUCAGUGCGGGUGGCCUAGAUGUCCCUAUGGAGCAACCCCGGUAACCAGGCCCGGCGACUGCUGCCCAUCCUGUCCUUAGGUCAAAGAUUGGCCAGGAAGACAAUGAUAUGAACAGACACAAUUUCCUACGUUUGGAUCGUUUUUGAGUUUAUCGCUGCGUUCAAAUUGGUCUACAAUAGGAAAUCAGCUGUGCCUGUAAUAAAACUAUCAGCAAA